Panicum hallii is the source of this 555-nucleotide messenger RNA. RefSeq names its product lysine-rich arabinogalactan protein 19-like. The record is from RefSeq and is a predicted model, not a curated record. Lineage: Eukaryota; Viridiplantae; Streptophyta; Magnoliopsida; Poales; Poaceae. The transcript is spliced from 3 exons. The coding region runs from base 1 to 555 and encodes 184 amino acids.
AUGGCCUGCCUCCGAAUCACCACCUGCCGGGUCCACCUCGCCGGCGACGACGACACGGCCGAGCUCGAGCCUUCCUUCGCCAGGGUCCACAUGGAUAUGGCAAAGCCCUCCGCGACUAGCAGGCCGAGCCUUCCGUCCGAAGACGUGGCCAGGAGGAGCCCCUCGUCGAGGCCAAAGCAGAGUGGCCAUGUCGACCAAGCGUCAGCGAGCUCGCGCACGCAACAACGCCACGGCGGUGGAGUCAGCGCCGCCGCUGUCCAGCCCGCUCCGACGUCGCGACCAUCGUCCGCUGAUCCAAGCCCUCCGAGCCCGCCCGCGGCGCCAUCCUCGACCCAGCCUUCCGCCGCCGCCGCCUCGCCUCCGGCGCCGGCGAACGAGAAGCCAAAUGAGUCGCCAUCAGAACUCAACCUGGGAUCCAAAGAAGCCUUCGUCCUCAGCCGCGACAAGAAGUUCAAGCGAAUUCGAGGCGCUACCCCGAACCCUUCCGUUUUACCUUCAUGUGUUAGGAAUGAACUAGGCAGUGGGCACUCCAUCAUCUUCAAGAACUGUCUUUGA